GUCUUAUGUCACAGGAAGCUAGAAUUAAGUCGUGUUGCAAACAAGGGACGUUUAAAAACCUUUUAAUUUGAUAGUUCGGUGCAGGUUGAUGUGGAGGAGUGUGUUUCUGAGACCAGAUGUGGUUAGUGGAAUUCACCUCUUGUGGAAAACCAGAAGCUUGUUCACAAUGCAGCUGAAGACCAAGGAGUUCCAGUCCCUCUUUACUGAUGGGCUGAAGGGUAUAGCAGAGCUAUUUGAGAAGCACAGAUUUGAGCUGAGGAUCGCUGGAGGUGCUGUGAGAGAUCUCUUGAAUGGAAAGCAGCCUCAGGAUGUGGACUUUGCCACCACAGCUACCCCUGAGGAGAUGAAAACCAUGUUCCAGGCAGCUGGUAUUCGAAUGAUCAACAACAAAGGAGAGCAACAUGGGACCAUAACAGCAAGGCUUCAUGAGCAGAACUUUGAGGUGACGACACUGCGAGUGGACGUUGUGACUGAUGGAAGGCAUGCUGAAGUGGAGUUCACCACAGACUGGGAGAAGGAUGCAGAGCGACGGGAUCUUACCAUCAACUCAAUGUUUCUAGGGUUGGAUGGCACUCUGUAUGAUUACUUCAAUGGCUUUGAAGACCUGCAGAACAGAAAGAUAAGAUUUGUCGGAAGUGCAGCCGAGAGGAUCCAGGAAGAUUAUUUAAGGAUCCUGCGAUAUUUCAGGUUUUACGGCAGGAUAGCAGAAGAGCCAGGUGAUCACGAGUCUGAGACUUUAGAAGCAAUAAAGGAACACUCCAAGGGACUGGCUGCGAUCUCCGGAGAGAGAAUCUGGAUGGAACUGAAGAAGACUCUGACUGGAAACCAUGCAGCUCACCUAGUCAACCUCAUGUACGACCUGGACGUUGCUCAGUAUAUCGGGUUACCUGUAAACGGGAGUCUGGAGGAACUAAAUCGUGUGUGGAAGAACGCACAGCACCGGAACCCUAAGCCCAUGACCGUCCUGUCCGCUCUGUUCCGAGGGCAGGACGAUGUGAACAAGCUGGAUUUGAGGCUGAAAAUCUCCAGAGAAGAGAAGAACCUCGGCCUGUUCUUGGUGAAGCACAGAAGAGAUCUACGCAAGGCAGACUAUGAGACAGACAGCUUGAAGCCCUUCAGAGACUAUAUCAUAGACUCAAGGGAGCCAGAUGUCCAAAGCAGAAUCUGUGAAUUGCUGAAAUACCAGGGGGAGGAACAGCUGUUAGCAGAAAUGGAGAAGUGGUCCAUCCCACGUUUCCCAGUCAGCGGGCAUGACCUGAGAAAAAUGGGGAUCACCUCUGGGAAAGAGAUCGGCGCAAUACUGCAGACUCUGAGGGACCUCUGGAAAAAGAGUGGAUAUCAAAUGGACAAAGAUGAACUUCUGAAGGAUGUCAAAAAUCUAUAGGAAAAGAGAAUCCUUUUCCGCUAUGAAAUAUUGGCCUCAACUGAUGGAAAUAAGACUCCCAUGGCAUAGCAGUGUAAGCCAAUUCAGAUUUGACUGUGGUAGGAGAUACACCUCCACUUGUUACAUUGUUACAUGGCGGGUAAUUAAAGGGUUUAUAGUUUGUGAUAAAAUUCCAUGAAUCAUACCAGUCGAGAACUUUCAUUCACUCUGUCGCUGUCAUAUGCAGUACUGGAAUGUUUUUAUUUUUUUAAGUUAAGCAAUGUUCUUUAAUAUUGAAUUACAGUAGAACAUGUCAUGUCCAAUAUCAUUGGUUCCAGGGGUCCUUUUGGAUAUGUAUGAAUUCCGCAUCUUAGUUGGAGUCAUUAUACCACUUUGUAGUUGCUUUAAUAACAUCAGGGCAUUAUAAAUUAACAAUGCCAUGAACAUCAGUGUCUCUGAAACAACAAAGUACAGUGCUGCACGAAUACUGUCCAAAUGUAAUCGGUGAAUAUUAUUGCAAAACAAAGGGCUGCAAUACAAUAAUUGACAGCAUUUCAAAAACAGUUCUUACCAUGCUUUCUCAGUAAAUGCCAAAGUAAUCCGACAAACGUGCACACAAACUGGUCAAAAAUCUUAAUCCCUUGUUUUCUUUUAGUGAACAUUACUGGGAGUUUAGCAAUGCUAGUUUUUGCUUUGUUGUUCCUUAAUGUAAAAUUUAGUACAUAGUGUAUUGCAUUAGGUGUAUUUUUCAUGUACAGUUUGACUCAAAACUCCAUCUCUGAGUGUGUUCUGCCAAACUAAAAAAAAAAAGACAGUAAUGAGCAGUCACAUAGUGUUCCCUCAUUAGGCUCCUGUAUUACUGGUGGGAGUUUAUGGACAGAUAAAUAACCUAGGAUUUCAAAGGAGUCAUGACAGAACAUGUGUUCUGUAGUCGGAGCACUUUUAGGUUCAGUGCAGAACCAUGGAGGGUGGUCAAUUAUCUGUAAUUUACAGUUAGUCAAUCCCAGCUACAAAUAGCAUCAUGGAACUGGAUAGCAUAGAGGCGGUCAGGAGACAAACAACUGACUGAACAAAAGAGCAGAAAAACUGGACAAAGAUUUAAUACAAAGAGAAUGAAAAAAGGCUGAAUGCUUUCCAGAACCAGAGAAUCAAGACUUUCCUUCAAUUGCUCUCAGCAGGGACAUAAGACACACAACUGCACACCUACAAACAUCAAGAAAACAAAACAUAAUAAAAAUAAUAAUCAAUAUGGGGAAGGAAACUGGCAUGGAUAUGAAAAUACACAGCUUUCAGCAAAACAAAAUAGUUUGGUUAAAGAGGAAAGCCUUUAAAAUUUAAAGGACUAAUACUAAAAAGUUAUAAUUCACAUAGAUGGUGGUGCCACUAAUAUUUAUAUCGGGAAGUUUGUUGGACUUUCAAAUCUACAAUUGCAUCUGUUAGAAAGCAAAUAAGAAAUUAAAUAAAAACAGGUCUUCACUGCACUGAUGCCACUUCUGUGUUAAUGCAAUGCGUAUUUGUCUUGCCACCAUCCCUAACUUUUUUUUUUAACGUUACAUGAACAACGUGCUGUAUUUAUUUAUUUAUUUAUUUAUUUAUUUAUUAUAACAUUGCCAUCCAAGAAGGCUGUAUUUGGGCCUAGUCUGUCCCAAAAACACAGUGGUUGAGGUUGAGCACCAGAUUUGGUGCUCAGAUGAUUAAACUAGCUGAUGGUCUUCCAGAGAAUGUAUACAUAUGAUGAAUGAUUUACUAAUUAGAGAGUACCAGGAGCAAAUGAGUUUAUUUGUUGUGCCACUAGGGACUUUGGACGUACUUGUCAUGACUGGCUGGCCAUGAUGUAGAGUUAAUUGGAGAACCAAUGUGAUAUCGUUUACAGUUUAGCAAUGAACUGUUUCCAUUUUUUUUUUAUUUCUCAGAUACAGUAACAAUAAAGAACUCAGCUCUAACAGAAGUUUUUCACAGUUUGAUGGAACUCUUGGAGGUUAGAGAUAUGUUUCUUCCAGAACUCCCUUCCGCGCAGCCUGCACAAAGGACAGUUGAGCAUGUAGUGGUACAGAAAAGACAGUUGAUCAUGCAGUUGGAACCUGCAGUAACUCCUGUGUCUUGGCUGCUGUAUCGCCUUUCAAUCAACCAAUCAAUCAAUCAAAUUUUAAUUUUCAACGAGGACCUGAAAAGAGUUCCACAAUGCCAUUGCAAACAACAUAAAACACAACAAAUAAUUAGACUAUGGCUAUAAGCAGCCUCAGGUAUGAACCAUUCUAAUUUUAACUUUUGUUGAAACUCAUUCCAGUCAUUGAAAUGAAUGACAACAAGACCUGUUGCUAUCUCUUCCAUGAGCUGGAAGAGUGGAAGGGACGCAAAUCCUCAUUUGCAGCCCCAAUCUUUUUUGUCAAUGAGAAUGUACACGGACCACAGGUCUUGAAAUACAGUUACCAAAAAUAAAUAUCUUCUGCCUCGUAUUGAUUAAUGUAUUGAUGAUUUGAAGGGGGUGAAGAUAUUUUCUAAACUAGAUUUAAAGUCAGGGUACCAUCAAAUCAGUAUUAAAGAUAUUGACAGAACAGCUUUUCGAACACUGCAUGGUCUAUAUAAAUUUCCUGUUCCUCCAUUUGGAUUGACAAAUUCCCCUGUAACAUGACUUUAAUGACUGAAGUAUUUAGGAUUUACUGGAUGCCUGUGCUAUUGUGUA
Messenger RNA from Polyodon spathula (Mississippi paddlefish), 4046 nucleotides. RefSeq names its product CCA tRNA nucleotidyltransferase 1, mitochondrial-like. The coding region runs from base 89 to 1384 and encodes 431 amino acids. The record is from RefSeq and is a predicted model, not a curated record. NCBI's taxonomy places the organism in Eukaryota, Metazoa, Chordata, Actinopteri, Acipenseriformes, Polyodontidae. Gene Ontology annotation, molecular function: RNA binding; nucleotidyltransferase activity. Gene Ontology annotation, biological process: RNA processing. The transcript has 8 exons.